CCACACACAUUCUUUUAUUCAUCGACACGCACUCAUUCUCUGUCCAUGCCGUGUAUGUGUGCAAAUGGCCAGCCAAUGAGUGAGUCAGACACACACAAAGAGCGAAUUACGGCAUGGAAUGGAAGCAUCUGUGGGGAGGGAGGGACCACCAAAAACGCGGCAUGACAUGGAAGCUGCCUGCCUGAUGCACAAAAUGUAGCUCUUGUCAGCUCACACCCCUCCUCACACACACACACAUACACACACACACACACAGGUAGACACCACAGACAGACAGCCAGACAGACAGACAGGCGCUGCAUGCAUCAAACUCCAGCCACAAAUGCGAUGCUUGCCGGUGCCAACCAACGGGGCGAAAAGGGCCAUCCUUAAAACACACAAGGGAGGGAGGGAGGGAGGGAGGGAGAGAGGCGGGACAGCGGGGGGAGGGUAGAGGGUAGGUGCCACAAACUGCGUCACUUGCCCUUCUUCUUCUCGGGCUUGCUCGCCGUCUUGGUGUCAGCCUGAUCGAUGCGCGCACAAAACGACAGACGCGACACAAGCCAUAUGUGCAGACCACACGCAUGGCGGGCAUCAGAUAGAUGUUGGCUGACCAUGACGGUCACGACAUAGAGGAGGCCGCCGGCGAUGACGAGUAGCGCCACGAGGAACAUGCCCGCCUGGCUGAAGAUGAGGGAAAAGAUCCCGCUCGACCUCUCACCCUCCUGCACACCACACCAAUCGUCAUGUCUGUGUGUCUGUCCAUCCAUCCAUCCAUCCAUCUAUCCAUGUUGGCCACGUACGAGCAGCUGCGAUGAAGCCAGCUCGUCCAGCCCCUGUUGGACGACAUCCUGGUGGUCGUCCAGGUCGAUGUCAUCGAGGCUGCCGCCAUCAUCGUCCUCCUCCUCUUCCUCGUCAUCCUCGUACGUGUCCUCCUCGUAACGACCUAACCCGACCCACAGCCAUUCCAUUCCACAGCCAGUGUAGUGUGUGGGCGACUUGACUUGAAUUGUCUGUUGGUUGGUGUGUCUUGUGGUUGUGCUCACUUUUGGCUGCCGCUUUCCGGUCGUAAGGGGGCAGGGUGGGGAUAUCUGCGUCAGUCAAUGCAUCAGGCGUUGACUCUCACUCAGCACAUGCAUGGACUUACUGAGUGGGCGGAUGGUCUGUCUGUCUAUCUGCCUCACCAUCGAGUGUGCCAUCAUAGACCACAAUGGCGUUGAUCUGAAGGCAUGACAUCACACACAAUCACAGCCGUGCAAACAUACAAGCAUGCCUGUGGCUUGCCGACCUUGGGAUUGUCCUUCCCAGGGAUCUGGAGGAAGUCGAUUCUCAGUCCGCCUGUUGAGGGGUUCCACGCCUCAGGUGUGGCCUUGGUGCCCUCGACAGUGAGCUCGUCGCCCUUGCGGCUGACCUCGACAUACUCGUCGUGCGGCACGCCCCUGCCCACCUUGCCGAAGAUGUCCAGCGACUUGACCUCCCUGCUGCCGCCCACCUCCACGUGAAACACCUUCUCGCCCGGCGACUGGAACCACACCUGGUUGGUAGAGAAGGAGAGAAGGAGAGAGAGAAAUGGAGAUCAGAUCUCACCCCUCUCGGCUUCAUUAUAUUCACGGCUGUCGGGCUGGCUGUCUGGCUGUCGCGUACCUCAGAGAAUUUGAGUACGAUGACAUAUUCCCCGUCUGUUUUGAUGGGCACGGUGUAUGAGAAGGAUCCCGUGUCAUACCGCUCGGUGCGGUACACAAAGUCAUCCUGCACUCGGGGGAACGGCGCUGAUGAGAUGAACCAACAGACGGAUGGCAGAGGGACAGGCAGGGAAGGAAGGGCAUGCGCAGCACAGCACAGCACAGCACACAGAUGCCAUCCAUGCCAUCCUGAUUGUCUGUCUGUGUGGUGUGUCUGGCUGGCUGGCUUACAGAACGUGUUGCCGUGGUCGCUUGCAAUGCCACUGCAACGUCACACCACAUCAGUGUCAGUGUGAUCGGUUUGGCUUGGCAUCGGUCGGUUGCACUCUCACUCACCUUGAGUAUCCCUUAUCCUGCUGAUAAGUGAUCUUCUCAAGCUCAGAAUAGUACUUGCUGCUCGCGCCUGCACACACACACACACACACACUCAAACACACACAGCGCACUCCAAACACAUGACCACAGAUGCACAUCUUGAUCUGCAUCAGAUCGCCCACCGCAGUUGACAGCAUAGACGACUUUGCCCUCCGCCACAUGCGCCCUCCAUAGCAGAAACAGCGGCACAGCCGCCAACACUGUCAGCAGCUUUGCUGACGUCCUUUGUGUUCGCCACCGCUCGAAAUGCCGUAAUUCAACUCGCAUCUCUGACAGAGAGCCGCAGAGCCGUUAUGCCCACACGUGCACCACCACGGGAGGGUGAGAUCUUUGGGAAUGAG
Vitrella brassicaformis is the source of this 2377-nucleotide messenger RNA. NCBI's taxonomy places the organism in Eukaryota, Vitrellaceae. The record is from the annotation of a GenBank genome assembly.